Messenger RNA from Mugil cephalus (flathead mullet), 6103 nucleotides. Its product is annotated as PH domain leucine-rich repeat protein phosphatase 1-like. The transcript is spliced from 17 exons. Gene Ontology annotation, molecular function: protein binding. Lineage: Eukaryota; Metazoa; Chordata; Actinopteri; Mugiliformes; Mugilidae. The record is from RefSeq and is a predicted model, not a curated record. Bases 260 to 5431 code for a protein of 1723 amino acids.
UCCACGAUGUACGCACGCACGUACCGUUGACCGCCGCUCUCUCUGGGCUGGUACAGUAGCAGCUUUAGUAGCUUCCAUGGCGACCAGCUGGAUAUGAAGGUUUUUCUCCUCUCGAACAGCCGGUUAGCUCCCGUUAGAAGGGCUAACGGGCGUCUCGCGAAAACGGGAUGAUGUAGCGGAAUAACUCCCGGGACGACCUGCGCAGUACGGUAGCAGAAACUAGUGGGAGAGGAGGCUAACGGCUCGAAGCUAACGCAGGAUGGGGAGUGUGAGGGAAACCGAGCACGGGGCGCUUUCAACUUCACCGACACCGCAGGGGGCGACGUUACUGGACGCGACCGGGGACGGUAACCCCGCGAAGCCAAGCGGAUUACCGCCGCAGUCCGCCGGGAAGAGACCCUCCAUCGUGGAGGAUGAGGGCGGCGGCGGCGGCGGCGGCGCAGAGGCGAAACUCUUCGGAAAGGGACUCGCGGCCACCUCCCUUCUCCAGAUCGCGAUCAGGAACGGGAUUUAUCAGAACCAAGUUGCCAACGCGAUCGGCGGAGCGGCCAAGAACAUGAACAUGCCCGCCAACAUUUACAGCCUGACGGCGUCGACGGCCGGGAGCACCGCUUCGGUCAACUCUUUGCUGAGCAGGAGGCGGCACAGGCACAAGCGGAAUCUGUCCCUGGGGGCUCCGCCGAGCACCAGCCCGGCCGGGGCGUCCUCCGGCGAGGCGGCCGGCCCCGGUCCCGGCCCCGGCCCCGCUCCCUCCGCCUCCGCCUCCGCCUCGCCCCUGAGCACCCUCAGCCUGGACAGGAAGACGUUCCUCCGGCAGAAGCAGUCGAAGCAGCUCCAGGCCUCGGACAAAACGUGGGUGAGAUCGGACCUGCGACGCGGCUGCAUUCACGUCCACGACUGGCUCACGCCCUCCUACCCGCGGCCCGUGCUGUGCACCGUGGACACCACGGCCGAGGAGGUGGCCGGUAAGCUGGAGGGCAGCAAAGCCGGCUCCGUGUUGAGAAUUAACUGCAAACCCGCUGCUUUAGUUGACUUAAAUGAUCUUUGCAAAGACACCAAUGGGCACGCUGAUGACAGCAGAAGUGACAAAACUGAGGAGAGUGACUCAAAACCGUGUUAUACCGACAUUAAACUGCCUUCCAACUUCCUGCAUGACGACAAAACUGCAAGCAACUCCUCGUCUGAGAUCUACCUGAAUGACAUUGGGGUGGAUGUGAGCCUGAGCGCCUCUGAUUGCUACGGGGUGUACUCGGGCUCGGAUAUGGAGAGCAGCACCUGUGAGGACUUCAGCCCAGGUGGACCCAGGAGCACGGGACGCCGGGACUCCCUCAGCGACGGGCCGGGUCCGGGCACCGACUCCUCUCUGUCCGUGCUGAGCCCAAACUGUGACAGCGCCGCUGAAGAAGAACCCGACCCGUUUGAGAGCUCCUCGGACGAGGUCGACCUCGCCUCUUCCCCGACACAUUCGGCAUCUGCUGCAGACCAGCAAGCCCCCCAGCCGCCUCCCAGCACAAAACCGGAGAAGGACAGCGAACCCGGGGCUGGGGACAACGUGGACACCCCCAAAUUAAUCAAACCUGCCUCCAAGUGCUCCAGCAGCUCUCAGACUAGACCCCUGACCAGCCAAGCAUCUGUCCAGCCUGACCCGGAGGUCCCGGGGGUGGGGUGCGGAGGAUGGUCCGGGCCCAUCAACACCAACCCGACCCCGGCCCUCUACAUCCAGCUGCACGGUGGAGCCGUGCGGCGGCUGGGAGAUGAUGAAAAGCCCCUGCAGAUCUUGAACGAGUACCUCACUAAUCUCGGGUUCGAAGAUGCGUGGCGGGUGCAGGAGGAGGCGAUGAAUCCAGAAAUCGGCUGCCUUAUCCGCUUCUACUUCGGUAAACCUCGCAGCGUGGGCGGCUCUGAGCGCGUGCAGCUCUCCGGCGUGUUCAACGUGCGCAAAGGGAAGCUGGCGCUGCCCGUCAACCGCUGGUCCAGACGCCAGGUCACCCUGAGCGGCACCUGCCUCAUCGUGUCGUCCGUCAAACACGCCCACACGGGCAAGAUGCACAUCCUGCCUCUGAUCGGAGGAAAGGUGGAGGAGGUGAAGCGACACAGUCACUGCCUGGCGUUCAGCUCGGCCGGCCCUCAGAGUCAGACCUACUACGUCAGCUACGACUCGUACACGGAGCAUCUCCGCUGGCACAGGACGGCCUCAAAGAUUGCCUCCCAGAGGGUGAACUCGGUCGACCUGUCGUGCUGCAGCCUGGAGGAGCUGCCCGCUCAGCUGUUCUACAGCCAAGAUCUUUCGCACCUCAACCUCAAAAACAACUUCAUGUCCCCGCACAGAGGCGUCCCAGCGCUCACCAGGUUUUGUAAACUGAGAAGCCUCAGUUUGUCUAAUAACGCCCUGUCCGAGUUUCCUCUGGCCCUGUGCGACAUCUCCUUUCUCACGGAGUUGAACCUGUCUGGAAACCGCCUCUGCUCUCUGCCCGCAGAAGUCGGGACGAUGCACAACCUGCAGACUCUCCUCCUGGACGGUAACUUCCUGACUUCUCUGCCCGUGGAGCUGGGCUCUCUGGAGGCUCUGACCUACCUGGGCUUGUCCUUCAACUGCUUCAGCUGCGUCCCUCCCGUCCUGGAGAAGCUCCGCGGCAUGGAGAGGCUGUGUCUGGCAGGGAACCAGCUCUCCGUCCUGGAUAUGGGCGGACUGCAGUGGCUGCCUGCUCGCUACGUAGACCUGAGGCUGAACCGGCUUGAAAAGGUGACGUUGGCCGAUGCAGAGCAGCUUGUCCACAUCGUCCACCUGGACCUGAGAGACACUGGUCUGCAGGAGCUGGACGUCACGUCUCUGAGGAAGCUGGAGCUCCUCCGCUGUGACAGAAACUCCCUGUCGCUCCUCAGAGUCGGCGGCCACGCCCUCAAGAGCCUGCACGCCGCGCACAACGAGCUGAAGCAGCUGGAGGUGGAGCCGGUGCCAGAGAGUCUCACCGUUCUGGAUCUGUCCUGGAACAAGCUGGGAUGUGUCCCAGACUGGGUGUGUGACAGCAGCCGACUGGAGGUGCUAGACGUCAGCCACAACUGUGUCUCCGAGCUGCCUUUACAGCUGCUGUCCAGCAGGAGCCUCCGGAAGCUGCUGGCGGGCUGGAACCACGUGUGUCGUCUGGCCGAGCGUCUGGAGAGGUCUCAGCUCGAAGUCCUGGACGUCCAGCACAACCACGUGACCGAGCUGCCGCACAACCUGUUCGUCAAGGCGCAGAGCCUGCGGUACCUGAACGCCUCGGCCAACAAGCUGGAGAACCUCCCGGCGGGCGGCCCGUCGGAGGACGCCUCCAGCAGCCUGGAGGAGCUCUACGUCACCAACAACAGCCUGACGGACAAAUGCAUCCCGCUCCUGACGGGACACGGUCACCUCAGGGUGCUUCACCUCGCCUACAACCAGCUGCAGACCUUCACUGCCAGUAAACUGGCUCGUCUGGAGCAGCUGGAGGAGCUGGACCUGAGCGGCAACAGACUGAGAGCUGUGCCCACCACCAUCCUCAACUGUCAGCGCCUGCACACGUUGUCCGCCCACUCCAACUGCAUCAACGCCUUCCCCGAGGUCCUGCAGCUGCCCGAGAUUAAGUGUGUUGAUCUGAGCUGCAACGAGCUGACCGAGGUCACUCUGCCGGAGACGCUUCCUCCGAAACUCCUGGAGCUCGACCUGACGGGAAACCCUCGACUCAACCUGGACCACAAGAGCCUGGAGCUGCUGAACAACAUCCGAUGUUUCCGGGUGGAUCCAUCUCCUUCGGCCCCUUGUGUGAGCGAGAGCCACGGGGCCCCUGCCGUCUGGAGCCACAGCUACACCGAGGCUUCCGGAGUCAAAAACAAGCUGUGCGUGGCGGCUCUGGCCCUGGACAGCUUCUGUGGGAUCCGUGAAGCUCUGUACGGAGUUUUUGACGGAGACAGGAACGUGGAGGUGCCUUACCUGCUGCAAUGCACCAUGGGAGACGUGCUAGCGGAGGAGCUCCACCGGGGCCAGAGGCAGGAGGACUACAUGACCAACACUUUCCUCACGAUGCAAAGGAAACUGGGCACGGCCGGUCAGAGGAUGGGCGGCUCCGCGGCUCUAUGCCACAUCAGACACGAGCCGGUGGCCCCCAGCGAGCACGGCGGCUGCUUCACCCUCACGGCCGCCAACGUCGGCAGGUGCCGGGCCGUCCUGUGCCGAGACGGCGAAGCUAUGCAACUCUCCGCCAUCCACACCGUCAAGGAGGAGCCCGAGUACCAGAGGGUCCGGCAGCACAACGCCAUCAUCACCGAGGACAACAAAGUCAGCGGUGUCACCGACUCCACCAGAAUCCUGGGCUACUCCUUCCUGUGUCCGUCCGUGACUCCCCGCCCGCACGUCUCCACGGUGACGCUCACCCCGCAGGACGAGUUUUUCCUCCUGGGCAGCCGGGGAUUGUGGGACAUGCUGUCCCCCGGCGAGGCGGUGGAGGCGGUGAGGAACGUUCCCGACGCCCUGGCGGCGGCCAAGAAGCUGGUGACGCUGGCCCAGAGCUACGGCUGCUCCGACAGCCUCAGCGCCGUUGUGGUGCGGCUCAGCAUCACCGAGGACUGCUGCUGCUUCUGCGAGCCGCCGCCGCCGCCGCCCAGCCCCGGCCUCGGCUCCCACCCGUACUCGGCGGGAGGCGACGGCGGGAUGCCGCUGCCGCCCGCCUCCUCCGGGACGGUGAGCGAGCUGAGCAGCGAGUUCAGCACGUCGGAGAUGAGCAGCGAGGUGGGGUCCACGGCGUCCUCGGAGGAGCCGCCGCCGCAGGCCGAGCCCCUCGCCUCCCACCUCAACGCCCCGGGGCGAGUCGGCGGCCGGCGGCCGGCCUGCGGGGGGGGGGGCUUCCAGAGGCAGUUCUCGGGCGCUCUGUCCGACAACGGCCUGGACAGCGAGGACGAGGAGCCCAUCGCCGGCGUCUUCUCCAACGGCAGCCGCGUGGAGGUGGAGGCCGACGUCCACUUUCUGCACCGGCGAGACUGCGCCCACGCUCAGCCGAGCACAAACCACCAUCCUCCUCCCCCCGCCGUCACUUUGCGCAACGAGCCUUUACCUCCCGCCUUCACCUCCCCGUCCCCGACUCCCUCCCCCUUGCCUCCCUCGUCUCCCUGCCUCGGCGGGGAGUCUCGGUCGGGGACGCUCGGCCGCAGGGGCCGGGCCAACGGCUCGGUGGCGUGCCAAGGGAGGAGCCAGGACGUCAUCGAGGAGGCGGGCGACGCCCCCAUCAGGAAACAAGGGGGUUACUUCAACGCCCCCGCUCAGCCGGACCCCGACGACCAGCUCAUCAUCCCCCCGGAGCUGGAGGAGGAAGUCAGACAGAUCAUCCAGCAGCAGCAGCAGCAGGAACAGAUGCAGACACACAACCAGCAAACGCACAACUACCAGAAACCCGCAGACUAUUUUGUUACUCCUCUCUAACAGCUGGACACUCCGUCGUGCAGGAUCCCAGAUUUAGUUUCAGGUCAAAACACGGAAUCUGUUUCACUCCCAAACCUCAUAAUUAUUCUGAACGUACACUUCUGGACCACAGACUGUUUUUUUUUUUUUUUUUUGUUAUAUAUUUUAUUUUCUACCGUUUAAACUCAACGCCCCCCUUUGAAACGCGAUGCAAUUUUUAGAUCACUUCCAUGUUGAUUUAUUUCUUCACGUGUAAUUGAUUUUUACCAUAUCUUUAAUUAGAAGAAGAAGCACUUUGGCUGCUUUUUUUUUUUAUUAUUAGACCUCUGUGAUUAACUGUACGUUAAAAAGGUACCGCUCUGUUUUUCGUGUCGUAGCUGACAGUUCCCCUGCUGGUCACAGUUGUCGGAGUUAGUAAAAACUGUUUAACUAACUCCUAGGAGUUUCAUACUUUAAAGUGACCUAGUCACUGACGCGUACUAAUGUUCUCUGAGAGAAAAGAUGAUUAUUUCUGAAGGCUGAUGUUUCCGGGCGAGUGUCGUCGGGGGCGUACAGAGUCCUAGAGUUUUGCUGCAGUGGUUUUUACCAGCUCAAUGAAUGUUCUCAGAAAAAGUGUUACAGACUUCUUGGCAACAGCGAAACCGCACAAGAGAGCUACUUUUGCUAUAUAAUAAAAGUUUUCAGAUAACCACA